Drosophila eugracilis is the source of this 702-nucleotide messenger RNA. RefSeq lists its product as uncharacterized. Lineage: Eukaryota; Metazoa; Arthropoda; Insecta; Diptera; Drosophilidae. The record is from RefSeq and is a predicted model, not a curated record. The coding region runs from base 26 to 394 and encodes 122 amino acids. The transcript is spliced from 2 exons.
CUAAGUAGUUCAGUCAACUGGAAAAAUGCGGACAUUAUACAUAUCGGUUGUAAUCUGCUGCCUUAUCUUAAUACAGAAAGGUCAAGCUGAUGAAAUUUUUAUGGUAGCUGAGGGUUCCUCGGACAUGAGCUUCUUUGACAGGUCAGGGCAGCCAGGUAGACCUGGCCCAGGCAUUCCUGGACAACCUGGACAUGGAAUUCCUGGCCGACCUGGCCGGCGAGGCAGACCAGGAAGUCCAGGAGCGCCAGGAGGAGCAGGUGGCAUUGGUGGAACGGGCGGUGAUGGAGGGGCAGGUGGAGCAGGCGGACGAGCAAUGAGCGGAGGAUAUUGGAGGAAAGGUAUUUCAUUGGGUCAAAGGCGAGCAGAGCCAAGGUCACAUAGUUAUUUGUUUUAAGUGAUUUCAAUUUAUAAUUCAUAUUAAUUAUUAUCAAAAAAACUAAAGACAUAUAUUAUAAAAAAUUCUGUUAUAUAUCAAAAUGAAUUUUUCUUAAAAUGAUUAAUAAAAAAAAUGUAUUUUAAUGCCAGUAAUUGUUGGAUAUUUUCUGCUUGAACUAUGUAAAGGUUUUUUCACACUGUAACUGAACAAAUUUUAAAUAAUUUGCAAACGUCAGUAAAUAACGGAAAGAAUGCUGCUUAAAUGUUUGCAAAACAUUUAAAAAUCAAAUAAAAAUAACAAGUUACUUUUGUUCUGUUUAAAACUAA